AUGGGUGGAAAUAAUCGUUUAUAUGAAGUUCACUUGGUACUGACUGCUGAUAACGAUCCAGAAUUGCAGAGACUUACUGAUUAUAUUCGCAAAGAGAGCUCUCCAGACUCUGAAGGAUGGUACAGAUUGGGUUUGGUACUAUGGAAAAUGGGUCAAUUUGACAAAGCCGAAGAUAUUUAUCAGGUUCAACUUGAUCAAACCAAAGAUGAUAAAAAUAAGGCACCUAUUUAUCUACAACUUGGUUCGAUAAAGAAGUAUCAAGGAAAAUAUGAAGAAGCACUUACAUUCUAUGAAAAAUCACUUGCUAUCUAUCAAAGAAUACUUCCUCACAAUCAUCCUGAUUUGGCUGCUUCCUGUUAG
Messenger RNA from Adineta steineri, 360 nucleotides. NCBI's taxonomy places the organism in Eukaryota, Metazoa, Rotifera, Eurotatoria, Adinetida, Adinetidae. The record is from the annotation of a GenBank genome assembly.